Cynara cardunculus var. scolymus (artichoke) is the source of this 2063-nucleotide messenger RNA. Its product is annotated as glucan endo-1,3-beta-glucosidase 13-like. Gene Ontology annotation, cellular component: plasma membrane. Gene Ontology annotation, biological process: carbohydrate metabolic process. Gene Ontology annotation, molecular function: hydrolase activity, hydrolyzing O-glycosyl compounds. Bases 377 to 1864 code for a protein of 495 amino acids. The transcript has 4 exons. Lineage: Eukaryota; Viridiplantae; Streptophyta; Magnoliopsida; Asterales; Asteraceae. The record is from RefSeq and is a predicted model, not a curated record.
UACGUGGGGAACAGACAUACCUUUUCUUGUCUGGUUUAACACCGGAAUCAAGACAUUUUAUAAAUUCCAGUUUAUGAAAACCCGUUUGAAGUCCGAUUCCGAUGUGCUAUUUUACCCAAAAAGAAAAGAAAAUUGAAAUCCACGUACUGUUUCCUGCUCGCUGACACCCACAUACUCCGACACUCGUCUCUGGUACUUAGCUUUCCUCUGAUUUGUCGCCAUUAUCGAGCUCCAAAAAGCUGAGAAAUAGAGACGUUGUAGCGUCUCGCACGAGGUUUUAAGUUUCAGCAUUUCUGGAGAAUAAUAGUUGAAGAGAAGUGUGUGUGUGUUUAGAGAGAGAGAGAGAGAUUGAGAGAAAAUCGAUAUCUGAUUUGGAAUGGCGAGAGGGUUUAGAUUGAUCUUUGCGACUUCUCUACUACUUAUGCUUCUAGGAAUUUGCAACGGAAGCACGAUCGGGAUAUGCUAUGGAAGAAAUGCAGAUGAUCUCCCAACUCCGGAAAAGGCAGUAGAGCUCAUUAAAAAUCUAAACAUCAAUUCUGUUCGGAUAUAUGAUUCCAACAUCCAAGUACUCAAGGCCUUUGCAAACACCGGCAUUGAGCUCAUGAUUGGCAUCCCAAAUUCCGACCUUUUGCCAUUUUCCCAGUUUCAAACCAAUGCCGACACCUGGUUAAAGAACAACAUCCUCCCUUACUACCCCGCCACUAAAAUCACUUACAUAACCGUCGGUGCUGAAGUCACCGAAGCCCCAACUAACGUCUCGGCCAUGGUGGUUCCUGCCAUGACAAAUGUCUAUACCGCCCUCAGAAAAGCCGGUUUGCAUAGAAAGAUCAAAGUCUCGACCACCCAUUCUUUAGGGGUUUUAUCUCGUUCAUACCCACCUUCAGCUGGCGCUUUCAACAGUAGACACGCUGGUUUCUUGAAACCGUUGCUCGAGUUUCUUGCAGAAAAGCAGUCGCCUUUUUUGGUCAAUACGUACCCGUAUUAUGCAUAUAGAGAUUCAUCGAGCAACGUUUCGUUAGACUAUGCUCUUUUCGAGUCUUCAUCUGAAGUAAUCGAUCCAAACACGGGUUUGCUCUACACGAACAUGCUCGAUGCACAAAUCGACUCCAUUUACUUCGCUCUCAUGGGUCUGAACUUCAAGACCAUCAAGAUUAUGGUCACCGAAACGGGCUGGCCUUCUAAAGGAUCUCCUAAAGAAACCGCAGCCACACCCGAAAACGCGCAGACUUACAACACUAAUCUGAUACGCCACGUCAUCAACAACACAGGUACGCCCGCUAAGCCCGGGGAGGAGCUCGAUGUUUACAUCUUUUCGUUGUUUAACGAGAACCGAAAGCCCGGAUUGGAUUCAGAACGGAACUGGGGUUUGUACUACCCUGAUCAGACAAGUGUUUACAAUAUCGAUUUUAGUGGGAAGGGGACUGUGGAUGUGAAUACGGGUGGGAACUUGACGACCGUAAACGGGACUUCGUGGUGCAUUGCUUCGCCUACGGCUUCGGAGAAAGACCUACGGAAUGGGUUAGAUUGGGCUUGUGGGUCGGGGAACGUGGAUUGCUCGCCGAUUCAGCCGAGCCAGCCGUGUUUUCAACCAGAUAGUUUAGUAUCGCAUGCAUCUUAUGCUUUCAACAGUUAUUAUCAGCAAAAUGGAGCUACUGAUAUUGCUUGCAGCUUUGGAGGAACAGGGGUCAAAACCAACAAGAAUCCAAGUUACGACAAUUGCUUGUACAUGACAGCCGGGAGCAAGAAAACCACUGCAAGUAACGUAACUGCAAAUGCAACUUCGUCGGCAGGUCAACGAGAGGUUUCAGCCCCAAGUGCUUAUUGUCUACUCGUAAUCUUUCUCGUGUUGAUCCAAUCGCUCUAAAUUAAACCCAUGUCUAAAGUGGACUCGAUCGGGUUUUAAGUAAUUUGUGGGUUCCCUUAGUUUUGUAUGAUAAGGUAGGAAAUUGUUGUAAACAUGUACCCAUCAAGUGUAUUAAAGCUUAGCUGCAUGUUUAUUUAUGCAUUUACUUUUGUUUAGACCCUCAAAUCAUUUAUGCUUUCAAUUGUGUCACGUCAUUUUU